AUAUAAUAUUUGUAUAGAUUAAAGAUCGCAUAUGGGGCCAAAAAAUGUUGCAUCCUAAAAAAAUAUAAAAAAUAAAAAAAAGUUUUCAAAAUCAGUUUACAGAUAAUAACUAUCGAUUGCAAUUAGAUACAAACAGACGAUAUGCUUCGAUUCACUGGUCGUAUACCGAAUGGGAUACUAUUAAAAGUGAGGACGAGUCGAACUUCAUUCACAUUAUCCCAAAUAAGUUCCCAUAUCCCCAUCUCAUCUAUAUGUUCAUCUCCUUCAUUUUUAACAACCAAAUUUUAUUCAACUUCCAAACCAGAUGAUUUAGAGAAAUUACUUUCUGAAAUAGAACACAAUGUUAGUAAAACUACUAAAGACGACAUUACUUCUAGUGAAGGUGAAGUGAAAGAAGAGGAGCUUGAGUUAGAUAUGAAUAAAAUAAACCUGUUAUUAGAUGAUCAUUUCAAUUCAUUACAAGAUCAAAAUAAACCAGAUGAAUCAUCAUCAUCAUCAUCAUCUCCAGAAUCUCCAGAAUCUCUUGGUGUUAAAGAUAAAGUGAAAGAAAUCGAUAUACUAGAUAAAUUCCUCCAAGAUGAAUAUGCUCAUACUUUGAAAGAACAAAAUCAAGAAACCGAAACGAAAGAUUAUACUAAGGAGGAUGCAUUUCAAGAUUUCUUUAAAGAUUUAAAUCUUGGUAAUGACUUUGCACCAGUAUCCAAUUUUGAGAAUGAAUUAUUCAAUACCAGAAAGUUAAUGGAAACCACUAAUAACGAUCAUGAAACUGAUUUAGAUCAUGAUGAAACUUCCAAUAGAGAGACUGAUGAUUUAUUUGGUCAUGAUUUCUUGGAUAUGGGAAAGAAAAGACAUGUUAUAAAUAGUAGAAAUCAAGAAGAAAAGGAAACCUUAGCUAAUUUAUUCCAAUCAUUACAACGAGAUGAUGAUUCAUCAAGACCUAGUGUGGAAGAAAACCGUGCGUUAUGGAGUCAUAAACAUGCCAUGAGAGAAACAAGAGAACAAUUCGAUCGUACCUUAAGUAGUACUCGUAUUGGUCUUUCCACCAGAUAUAUGAAAGAAUUAAAUAAACAAGUUCAAGAAGCCUUAGAUCCCACACUUCAAUAUAUAAAUGGGUUAGAAUCAUCUUCUGCCAUUGUCGAUUAUUAUAAUCAUCUUAUAGAAGAAUGGUAUAACAAUGCUGAUAAAAUCAAACAUGAUGAAACAUUAUUUGAAACUGUUUAUCUUCAUAAAUUAUUAAGAGAAUCAACCUUAGAUGAAAAACAUCAAUCCUUCAUAAAUGAAAUUAAAUUAAAAACCGAACAAGAUGCUCAACAACCAAUCUUAAACGCAUUAACCUUUUCCGUCAUAUUCAAUCAUAUUUUACGAACUUUAGCAUUCAAACAUCAUGAUGGUUUAACUGCCUUAUCAUUAUACAAUAUCUUAAAGAAAGAUUUGGAAUUAUAUACUAUCAUAUGUAAUCAAGAGACUUAUAAUGAAAUCCUUCGAAUUCUUUGGAUAUUCAGAGGUAAAAUAGACUUGUAUGCCUUUGAAAUGGCAUACCUUGAAAUGAAGCAUUGUGGAUUCAUUGGAGAUUAUAAGACCUUCAACAUCGUCAAACAAGUGUUAUUAGAUUAUUAUCAAUUAAGAUUUGGUAAAGCAGAAGGAAUCAACGGUGAAAAUAGAAUUCCAAUCUGGUCUUUAGAAGAGAAUAACAGAAGUAAAGCCUUAGAAGGUCGUUUAAGACAAUUAUUUAAUCGUCUUUCCAUAGAUACUUCGAUGGUAAAUCGUAUAUUAUAAGUAAAUAGAUAUAGUUGUAUAUAAUUAAUAUCCUGUAUAUAAGAAAGCACUCCAAAUUUAACUUUCCUGUAAAAACUAUAUUUAGCCAAAAAAAUAAAAAAAAAAAAAAAA
Scheffersomyces coipomensis is the source of this 1887-nucleotide messenger RNA. RefSeq lists its product as uncharacterized. Gene Ontology annotation, cellular component: mitochondrion. The record is from RefSeq and is a predicted model, not a curated record. Lineage: Eukaryota; Fungi; Ascomycota; Pichiomycetes; Serinales; Debaryomycetaceae. Bases 142 to 1776 code for a protein of 544 amino acids. The transcript has a single exon.